Messenger RNA from Histoplasma capsulatum G186AR, 312 nucleotides. RefSeq lists its product as uncharacterized. The transcript has 3 exons. NCBI's taxonomy places the organism in Eukaryota, Fungi, Ascomycota, Eurotiomycetes, Onygenales, Ajellomycetaceae. The record is from RefSeq and is a predicted model, not a curated record. The coding region runs from base 1 to 312 and encodes 103 amino acids.
AUGGCCAACAGUACAUGUACCAGCCUGAGGCCUAUUAUGACUGUUUAUCCAUGUGGGAUGAAAGAGGCCGCAAGCGGAUUUUCAUAUCAGCCCACAGAUGAGACAUGUGUGAAUCCUAUCAAAGUAUUUCCUGUCAAAGCACCAUAUGAGGAACGCCUGAAACUUGUACCUUCUCCAGGACUGUGCAGUCGUAGGAAAUUCAAUAUCCAAAUCAGCAGCAGCGGAUCUUCAAUGGCUUUUGAGGGGAAAAUGGUAGUGAUCUCCACUUCGGGAGAGGCUAGGGUUACCGUUCCUGUGGCCUGGGCUCAAUAG